This is a messenger RNA of Oppia nitens, 2533 nucleotides long. It is a transcript of the gene fray, whose product is annotated as serine/threonine-protein kinase OSR1-like. Gene Ontology annotation, biological process: protein phosphorylation. Lineage: Eukaryota; Metazoa; Arthropoda; Arachnida; Sarcoptiformes; Oppiidae. The transcript has 8 exons. Gene Ontology annotation, molecular function: protein serine/threonine kinase activity; protein serine/threonine kinase activator activity; ATP binding. Bases 77 to 2485 code for a protein of 802 amino acids. The record is from RefSeq and is a predicted model, not a curated record.
GAGUUAUUUAGCUGAACAUAAAGAUCAACAACAAAAUUGCAAUCAAAAAGCUAAACACUGGCCAUUACGGGCCACUAUGUCAUCGCCGGUAACUAUGAGUCCAACAUCCAAUGCUUCUUCGUUUAGUAUCGUCGGCAGCGACCAGAAUAUCGGUACCGGCGGUGUCGCUGACCAUCAGCAGCAACAGCAGCAACAGUGGCCGUCAACGGGAAUCUAUCGGCGAAUCAGUGCCACUCGGGAUCUACUGAAUGAAGACAUGGACCAAAUGGUUCGGUUGCGUAACCAUCACAACAUCGACUACAGCGGCAGCGGUAGUACCGGUAGUACCGGCGGUGGACACCACAAGAAGUCGGUAUCUAUGAAGUCUAUAUGGAGAUCGACAUCGACUAACAGCACCGGCAGAGAGAGCACCGGUAGCUUAGGAGGAGUAGGCGGUGGUAGUAGUAGUAGUAGUAGUCGUAGUCGUGGAGACCAUAACCACAGCCAACACCAGCCGACAACAGGUGCCGCCACUCGUCAUACAAGUCGAGCUCAACUGUUGGCCGCAAAGAUGGCUGAAGUGGCAAAUACUGUCGGUUUGGCCGCCGGUAAUACCGGUAGCGGUGGUGCGGCCACCCCAGGAUCAGCUGCUGCAUCGGCAGCAUCGGCAGCAGCAGCAGCCGCUGCCGCAGCCAAUAACUGGCCAAACAAUGUCAACGACUACGAGAUCGGCGAAAUUAUCGGUGUCGGCGCUACCGCUUCGGUACAUUCAGCCUAUUGUAAGCCACGGCGUGAGAGGUGUGCCAUCAAACGGAUCAAUCUGGAGAAGUGGAACACAUCGAUGGAUGAACUGUUGAAAGAGAUUCAGGCUAUGAGUGCCUGCAAUCACGACAAUGUUGUCACUUAUUAUACAUCGUUUGUCGUCAAAGAAGAGCUAUGGCUUGUCAUACGAUUGCUUGGAGGCGGAUCACUUCUCGAUAUUAUUAAACACCGGAUGAAAAGCGAAGACUGUCGUCACGGAGUCUUCGACGAAGCAAUCAUUGCUACCGUACUUAAGGAAGUACUGAAAGGAUUGGAAUAUUUUCAUCUGAACGGCCAAAUUCAUCGGGACAUCAAAGCCGGUAAUAUAUUGCUCGGCGACGACGGAUCCGUUCAAAUUGCCGACUUUGGCGUUAGCUCGUGGUUGGCCACUGGCGGCGAUUUGUCCCGUCAAAAGUCUCGCCAUACGUUUGUGGGUACACCCUGUUGGAUGGCACCCGAAGUUAUGGAACAGGUUACCGGCUACGAUUUCAAGGCGGAUAUCUGGAGUUUCGGUAUAACGGCUAUCGAGUUGGCCACCGGAACCGCUCCCUAUCAUAAAUAUCCGCCGAUGAAGGUACUGAUGUUGACCUUGCAAAACGAUCCGCCGUCGCUGGAAUCGGUCAGCGACGAGAAAGACCAGUACAAGAACUAUGGAAAAUCGAUACGCAAACUGAUUGGCGAUUGUCUGCAAAAAGAUCCGACAAAGAGGCCGACAUCGACUGAACUAUUGAAACAUCAAUUCUUUAGGAAAGCAAAGGACAAGCAUUACAUGAUAAAGACAUUGUUGUCGACUGCGCCGUCAAUUGAAGAACGGGCCAAAAAAGCAAAGACCAGUCGCCGUGGUCAGGGAGCCAGCGGUCGACUACAUCGUACGGAAGCCGGCGACUGGGUUUGGUCUGAUGACGAUCAGGACGGUAGCGGUGGCGGCGGCGGAGACAAACAUCAAGCGUCACCAGAGACUACAACUGCAGGGACUACUACUACUACUACAGACACGACUGCAGUGACCACUGCACCCGUUAUUGAUGCCGAUAAUCGGAUCAAUAGUAACACCAACAACAUUAAUAUCGCUUGCAAUAACAACAACAACAACAGUGUUGUCGUCUCCAAAGAGAACCACCACAUAAGCCACGACCAUCACCACGACCAACACCAUCAUCAACAACAACAACAACAACAAAAACAACAACAAAGUGAUGACAGUAGCAGUGUAUCGGCUGCUCCGGUAACCAAUAAUAUGUCGUCGUCGUCGUCGUCGUCGACCAACGCCGAGUUGGCCGCCAAUCAGACGACAUCGACGACUAAGACGACGACCACAUUAGCCACAAGUGUUGUCUCCAUCAAUAGUCAAGAGCCGGUUGGCAGCGGCAGUGCCGCUACUGGCAGUAGCGGUGAUGUUGUUGUAUCCAACAAUCCCAUCAAUUUAGUCCUCAGAAUACGAAACUCGAAGAAAGAGCUCAACGAUAUUCGCUUCGAGUUUACCAUUGAUAAAGACACACCCGAAGGUAUAGCACAAGAGUUAAUAACUGCCGGUCUGGUCGACGGUAAAGACUUUGUAGUGGUUGCCGGCAAUCUUCAGAAACUCAUUUUGGAGCCGAUGGCCAACAAAUCGAUAGUUUUUGCAUUGAAUCCGAUGACAGAAUCUUCUGAAUUAAGCGAUGAGAAAACGUUGACUGGUUUUGCACAGCUAUCGGUUGCCGAUUAGUUAAUUAAUUAGUUAAUUAAUUUAUUAAUUAACUAAUUAAUAAUUAUA